Fraxinus pennsylvanica is the source of this 651-nucleotide messenger RNA. The record is from the annotation of a GenBank genome assembly. NCBI's taxonomy places the organism in Eukaryota, Viridiplantae, Streptophyta, Magnoliopsida, Lamiales, Oleaceae.
AUGGAAGGUGAGGCAUCGUGUGGUUCAGUAUCAGAUAUAAGGAGGUCAGGGAAUGUACCCAGGAGGCUGCUGAAUUGGAGGAACGAUAGGUCUGAUAUGAAGGGCAAACGGGUAGUAGAUUCCACAAGAAGGGGUGGAUUGAGGCGGCGUCGAAGAGUGGGUAUUAAUGGUGGGAAUUAUUAUUCGGUUUCAUCGCAUGAUCCUUCCUCUUGUGUAGAGGUGCAAGAUGGUGCUGUUCCUGUAUCUCCUUCUAGCAUCAACAUGAGAGGGAAUGAAUUGAGUGAAGGUAUCUCAUUGCCCGUUGAUAAUGAAGAUGAUGCUCAUAACUUUGAAUGUGAGUUCUCUUGGUCCCUGAAUUCCGUGAAUGAUGAUCAAAAGAUGACCAUUAAGCCUGAUGAUACUGAAACACAGAUGAUGGAAAGGGAGCACGAUAUCACCACUGUUUUAGAAGCUACAGCUGAUGAAACGAUUGGCCAAGAGAUGAAUGGCGAUCAAAAGAUGACCACUAAGCCUGAUGAUAUUGAAACACAGAUGAUGGACAAGGAACACGAUACCACCAUUCAAUCAGAAGCCACAGCUGAUGAACAGACUAAGAUUUGCCAAGAGGAAUAUUUAAUACAUGCAUUGAUGUACGAUGAAUUGAUUUUUUGA